Molecule: messenger RNA, 1737 nt
Organism: Chaetomium fimeti
Lineage: Eukaryota; Fungi; Ascomycota; Sordariomycetes; Sordariales; Chaetomiaceae
Product: glycosyltransferase family 20 protein
Exons: 3
Coding region: 131-1711 (526 amino acids)
Biological process (GO): trehalose biosynthetic process; cellular response to heat
Cellular component (GO): alpha,alpha-trehalose-phosphate synthase complex (UDP-forming); cytosol
Molecular function (GO): trehalose-phosphatase activity; alpha,alpha-trehalose-phosphate synthase (UDP-forming) activity
Source: RefSeq, a predicted model, not a curated record
GUUGUCAACAGCAGCAACGGCUCAACACUUGCUGCAGUUCUGCGUCUGCGAACCAGCACAUCCCGGGUCUGCGGUACCUCGGGCGCUCCCUCUUCGUCGAUUUACCAAUUAGCGAAAACCCGUCAUCACAAUGCCCGCUGCUGUCGAAUACCCGGCUUCCUCCUCUGGCAGGCUACUCCUAAUCUCCAAUCGCCUGCCAAUUACCAUCAAGCGCUCCGAUGACGGCGAAUACUCCUUUUCCAUGUCCUCGGGCGGUCUCGUCACCGGACUGAGCGGGCUUUCCAAAACUACAAGUUUCCAAUGGUACGGAUGGCCUGGUUUGGAGGUACCAGAGGCCGAGGCAGGGCCCAUGAGGGAGCAGCUGAAAGAGAAACACAAUGCCAUCCCGGUGUUUGUCGAUGAUGAGCUCGCCGACCGCCACUACAACGGGUUUGCUAACUCGAUCCUCUGGCCCCUUUUCCACUACCACCCCGGCGAGAUCACUUUCGACGAGUCUGCGUGGGCUGCAUACCGCGAAGUAAACCGGCUGUUUGCCCAGACUGUGGCCAAGGACGUACAGGACGGGGACCUCGUGUGGGUGCACGAUUACCACUUGAUGCUCCUGCCCCAGAUGCUGCGCGAGGAAAUUGGCAGUACCAAGAAGAACGUCAAAAUCGGCUUCUUUCUUCACACGCCCUUCCCCAGUAGCGAGAUCUACCGCAUUUUGCCCGUUCGGGAGCAAUUGUUACUGGGCGUUCUCGACUGCGACCUGAUCGGCUUCCACACGUACGACUAUGCGAGGCAUUUCCUGAGUAGCUGCUCGAGGAUACUCUCGACUACAACAACACCGAACGGCGUCGACUGGAACGGUAGGUUUGUCACUGUCGGGGCGUUCCCGAUCGGCAUCGACCCCGACAAGUUUGUGGAGGGUCUCAAGAAGGAGAACGUACAAAAUCGCAUUGCCGCCCUGAAGCGAAAGUUUGAGGGCGUGAAGCUGAUUGUCGGUGUCGACCGCCUCGAUUACAUCAAGGGCGUGCCCCAGAAGCUGCACGCGCUCGAGGUAUUCCUCACCGAGCAUCCCGAGUGGAUCGGCAAGAUCGUAUUGGUCCAAGUAGCUGUGCCCAGCAGACAGGACGUCGAGGAGUACCAAAACCUCCGGGCCGUCGUCAACGAGCUGGUCGGGCGCAUCAACGGCAAGUUCGGCACCAUCGAGUUCAUGCCGAUCCACUUCCUCCAUCAAUCGGUCACCUUCGACGAGCUCACGGCUCUCUACGCCGUUAGUGACGUGUGCCUGGUGAGCUCGACGCGCGACGGCAUGAACCUGGUCUCGUACGAGUACAUCGCCACGCAGCGCGAGCGCCACGGCGUCAUGAUCCUUUCCGAGUUCACGGGGGCCGCCCAGAGCCUGAACGGCAGCCUCAUCGUCAACCCGUGGAACACCGAGGAGCUCGCCAACGCGAUCCACGACGCCGUCACCAUGUCGUCCGACCAGCGCGCGACCAACUUCCGCAAGCUGGAACGCUACGUCUUCAAGUACACGAGCGCCUGGUGGGGGCAGAGCUUCGUCACGGAGCUGACGCGUUUGAGCGCGGGGAACGAGUCGAAGGGGGCUAAAAGGGGGGACGCGGCCAAGCUAGUGCGGAACGCGGCCCAGGGAGUUGCGGGUGCGGCGAGCAAGGCGAUUGAGGGUGUACAGGAGGUUGUUCCCGGUGUUUCCGGGGAUAAGGAGUAAGGGAGCAGAUCUGUUGCAUUGGUCGU